Molecule: messenger RNA, 1431 nt
Organism: Kwoniella mangroviensis CBS 8507
Lineage: Eukaryota; Fungi; Basidiomycota; Tremellomycetes; Tremellales; Cryptococcaceae
Product: aspartyl/glutamyl-tRNA(Asn/Gln) amidotransferase, A subunit
Exons: 8
Coding region: 1-1431 (476 amino acids)
Biological process (GO): glutaminyl-tRNAGln biosynthesis via transamidation; mitochondrial translation
Cellular component (GO): mitochondrion; glutamyl-tRNA(Gln) amidotransferase complex
Molecular function (GO): glutaminyl-tRNA synthase (glutamine-hydrolyzing) activity
Source: RefSeq, a predicted model, not a curated record
AUGAGGGUGACAAAGCGCAGGCUACAGUCUCUGACAGCACCGCUGAAACCACGUACGAGUGACAUCCAUCCCACUCCUUACUCAUGGAUCAACACUUGCACGCCAGGUCCAUCAACCGGUAAAUUGGCCGGUAUAUCAAUAGCUAUCAAAGAUAAUAUCUCAUAUGAUAAAGCACCUACCUCAUGCUCUUCAUCGAUAUUAAGGGAUUACGACCCACCUUACACUGCAACAUGUGUGCAAAAUCUCAUGGCGGAAGGAGCCCAUAUAGCGGGGCAGACGAAGAUGGAUGAAUUCGGGAUGGGCUCUCAGACAACCCAUCUACCACCUUUCUAUACCCCGGUUCAUAAUCCAGCUUCACCUUCGCCUGAUGAAACUCCAAGAUCAGCUGGAGGAAGUUCCGGUGGAUCAGCUGCGGCGGUCGCGGAGGGAAGAUGCUGGGCAGCAUUGGGCACAGAUACUGGUGGUUCAGUAAGAUUACCAGCUAGCUAUUGUGGAGUUGUAGGACUUAAACCUUCUUAUGGGAUGAUAUCGAGACGAGGUGUGAUUGCAUAUGCAGAUUCAUUGGAUUGCGUAGGUGUGUUAGGUAGAGAUAUAGACACAGUCGAACAAGUUUUCAAUGUGAUAACCAGACCUGACGAGGGAGAUAUGACCUGUGCAUCUUCCUCUAUACGAUUAAUCGCUUUUGACAUCUCACAGCGGCACCUGCCGCAUAAAGGUAUAGAGGGCCUACGUAUAGGUAUACCAUCAGAGAUCAAUCAGAAAGUAUCCUCUGGCCUAUUAGACUACUUGAAAGGCGAAGGAGCGAAAGUAGAAGAAGUGUCCUUACCAUCGAUCAAAAAGGCUUUACCGGCAUAUUACGUGUUAGCUUCUGCCGAGGCAUCUUCGAAUUUAGGUAGAUUUGGCGGAGGAUGGUUCGGAUCUCCCCCCGAACGGCAGAGUAGGAUAGAAGGUGAAUCUGGCGAGGAGAGGCGAAAGAGGAUAAGGACAGAAGGGUUUGGAACGGAGGUGAAGAAGAGGAUAUUGGCCGGAACAUGGGCUUUGAGUGCGGACGAAUUUGACAAUACAUACUUGAAAGCAUUACAUCUGCGACAACUCCUACGAAAAGAUUAUCGAAACAUCUUCCGAAUACCUCACCCUCUAUCUCCAUCAUCAACUCCACAGAACCAGGCUGGGGUAGACGUGAUCCUUCAUCCUACGGCUAUACGUACUGCUCCGGUACUAGGCGUCAAGGAAGCGAAGAGCUCAAACGAGUAUCAGCAGGAUUUGCUGACAGUACCGGCGAGUCUUGCUGGAUUACCAUGCAUAUCGGUACCAGCCGGGGAAGGGCAAGAUGGAUGGCCGUUAGGAGUCAGUCUGACGAGUCAAUGGGGUAUGGAAGGGUUGGUGUUCAGGCUGGGAAAGGCCGUCGAACAGUGGUCGAAGAGGCAGUAA